Messenger RNA from Schistosoma mattheei, 1869 nucleotides. The record is from the annotation of a GenBank genome assembly. NCBI's taxonomy places the organism in Eukaryota, Metazoa, Platyhelminthes, Trematoda, Strigeidida, Schistosomatidae.
AUGUCCAAUAACUCCAGUAAAAGAGGAAUUUCACCAACUUCUAAGCCAAAUAAAAGGUCCAAAUCUGUAACCCCUACAACUGACGACUCAGUGCUUGACAAUGUCGAACCUUUAACUACUGAAAAAUAUGUGCAUUGUACACAAAUGUCCCUAUCGUCACCAGAUUCUCCAUGUCGCAGCCCCUCUAUCUUUACGUGCAGUAUGCCAACGGUAAGACUGGUUGACAUACAAGACACUAUACCUACGUGCAUUGAAAAGUCAGCACAGUCUACUAAACAGUAUGUGCUACCAAGGCCUAAGUCUAAAAUUUCAAAAACUAAAGAGUCCAAUGGUCCACCUCAUACGCACCAAAAUACUGAUAGAUAUAGUAAUGACAUCCGACAGCUACAAAACUCUCUAUCCGAAAUUAACGGCAAACUUGAGCAAUUAGCACCCCUCACUCAUAUAUGGGGCCUUGAUACAGACAGAAAUCUUGAGCAACUCACUAAAGCUGAGUGUAUUUUGGAGUUUGUGGCUGAAGAAGUGACGAAGAGAGUAAUGUCCUCCUUCAAUGCAGUUGUGUAUAACCUCCCCGACCGCACACACCCAUCUAAGUUAAGAGAUAUUUGCCUUAGAGCAUGCGGUAUGCCGAACGUUAACUGCAAAGUCAUCCGCCUUAGAAAAAAGUCAGACAGAUCAACUUGCCCCCUCUUGUUUAUGUUUGGCUGUUGUAACGAUGCUAAGCAGUUUAUUGAUUUGAGCAAAAACAUUAGCUCACUAAUUCCAUACAAAAAUAUAAAAGUCACUCCAGACCUUACGCCCUGUCAACGUCGUGUAAGAAGACGCGAAGCGAUAGAAUUGAAUGGGAGUGUUACAGUUAAUAAUCAGCCAGAGACAGUUUGCAACACAGCAAAUAGUUUAAAACACACGAACAUUAAGCAUGACACCACUCCACAUACGGCUGAUCACUCUGUUGAUCUAGAUGAGUCUACAGAUCAGAAACCUUUGGAUAAGAUACGGACCCCAACUGACACCAAAAACCAUAACGACAUGACUAAUCCCAGCUGUUCAUUCAGUAAUGUACUAAAAUGUGAGUCGUGUAACAACACACAUCCAACUAAACCUAUACACUUGAAAAUUUGUCCUCCUAAAGACAUUCCACAAGUAGACUUGAAUGAACGUAAGUUCAUCUCACAAAGACAACGAAAGAAUCCUGCUCUGAAAAUAAAGGGUGGGAAGACAAAACUCAUGAUACCGAAUAGGGAAACACGUAAGAUUGAACCCAACUGCUCUAUAGGUAUCCCAAGAACAGUGAACAGGUUCUCCCCGCUGCUAUCGUAUAACUUGCCUUCAACACCUCCAAGUUGCAAAAAGGGUGGUGGGCUUCAACGUAGCAAGCCUUCUUACACGCAGACUAACGAAAACUACCAGAGAACUGGCCACCCAAAUCACCCUCUGAAGCCUAAAACCAUAAAUAAGAAUGGUAAUAAUAGGUUUCUCACUCCACACCCUACCUACAUUCCCCAGGAUCGCAACUGUAAUUACUCUCAGAAAGAAAACUUCUCUCACCCUUUAGUACCGACCCAUCACAUAACAACGGCUCCCAUGUAUAACAACAGUCGCAACUCCUCCCAGUUACGCGUAGCAGACCCCUCUCGCGCUAACGUAAAAAGCCAUAACAGGGGCUACGAGUCUAACCAUCAAGACUAUUUUGUAAAUAACCAUACACUUCACAGUAGGCCUGUACAAGAUUUUUUUGGAAUAAGACCCCUAGUGACACCUCUGUUGAAGCAUAUAGCCCAGGUUAUUUCAAACCACAUGCAAACCAUAAAUUUGUUUCCUCCGUACAGUUUCCAUCACAGAGUACUCCCACCCUUUCCUCCUGGGUAA